Molecule: messenger RNA, 1344 nt
Organism: Enterobius vermicularis (human pinworm)
Lineage: Eukaryota; Metazoa; Nematoda; Chromadorea; Rhabditida; Oxyuridae
Source: the annotation of a GenBank genome assembly
AUGCAGCCUUCUGCUUCACCAAGCACUGCUCACCCUUCGGUGGCUUCCACAAUGCAAAACAGGAAAAUAUCGUCGAAACGCUCAUCACCCUUCUCCAUCACAGUACCUUCACUGAAGUUCGCUGCGCCUUCCCAAGUUCACUUAUCGUUGCCUAAUACAGCAUCAUCAGGAACUCGCAUUCUAACGCCUGCUAAGUCGUUUUCAAAACCUGAGUCGUCAGACACUAAUGCAUUGACAAAAGCAACAACUAAGAUAUCCUCAAAAGCUUACAAAAAAUCAAAUGCUCAGACAACCUCAGAUUAUUUCGGAUCAAUAAAUCCAGAGGUUAUAACAACAAAUUCUUACUUUUCGCAAAUUAAGGAUUUAUCAAAAGACACUUCAAGAAUAUCUUCUAAAGAUUUUGCAGAUUCAAACAAUGACUUCGUAAAAUCCUCUGAACUAUUUACUGCCACCACUACCCCAGUUCCGACAGUUACAAGUGUUAAUGUGAAAUCCAGAAGCACAAGCAAUUUUCACAGUGCUGCUUCUGAAAGUAACACUGCAAAACCAUCUUCAGCUGCUUUGCAAAUUUACGUAACAUUGAGAAACUACAGUCAAAUAACAAGCAAAUAUACAAACUCAAGAAUAAGUAAUAUUCAUUACCAGACAGCUUCACUAGUCGGUGAAACAAAAUCUGAUUGGCUGCAGUCAACCUUAACAGAAACGGCUGCAUCAAGUAAUUUGCAUGAGACUUCAUUGAAAGGAACUCUUUCAAAACACAGCAGCACGGCAAGAGCAGAAUCUUUUCAUUCAUUUGAAAUGGGCUCAUCUGUUUCUGUUACAGAAGAACCUUUUCAAGUUAGAAACUCUUCUUCGGAAAAAAUACAGACGACAAAACCUAUUUAUCCAGCUACAGAAACGGGUAUCAUGUUAAAAAAAGAAAAAGAAACAUCAACAGAAAAUUCUGUUGAAACAGAAGAUGAAACUACACAAGAGAGUAAUUUGGAGUUAUCUGAAUCGUCUUCAACACGUAAGAAGUUUAAUACAGAGGAACAAUUAAAAACAAUUUUACAAACAGAAGAAGGUUUGCAAAAAUCACAUUCCACGUUAAGCAGUAUAGGGUCACUAAGUUUAUCAGACAAAAGUACAACAACUGAUCAGAAAAUUAACGCAUUUUCUAUCAGCACAAUCUUGAAACCUGGUACAGCCGCAAAAGUGACUGCUAUGUCGACGAAGCGAGUGACAAUUAAACCGACUCUUCAAGUACCAGAAAUUCAAAGCACUUGGUCAUCGGAAUCGAAUGUCAAAGUAAUGCCGAAACGUUUUACAGUACUUCCAACUAUGCUGUCUAACUGGGCUUUCUAG